Xyrauchen texanus (razorback sucker) is the source of this 3064-nucleotide messenger RNA. Its product is annotated as E3 ubiquitin/ISG15 ligase TRIM25-like. The transcript is spliced from 6 exons. Lineage: Eukaryota; Metazoa; Chordata; Actinopteri; Cypriniformes; Catostomidae. Bases 58 to 1677 code for a protein of 539 amino acids. Gene Ontology annotation, molecular function: protein binding; zinc ion binding. The record is from RefSeq and is a predicted model, not a curated record.
CAAAACUGUUGUGGAACAAUCGUAUGUGUCUCUCUCUAUCUGUUUACAUGCAUUGAAAUGGCAGAAGCCAAUAUUUCUUCAGAUCAGUUCAGCUGUCCAGUGUGUCUGGAUCUACUGAAGGAUCCAGUGACUAUUCCCUGUGGACACAGUUACUGUAUGAGCUGUAUUACAGACUGCUGGAAUCAGGAUGAUCAGAAGAGAGUCUACAGCUGCCCUCAGUGCAGACAGAGCUUCACUACAAGACCUGCUUCAAAUAAAAACACCAUGCUGGCUGAAGUGGUGGAGAAACUGAAGAAGACUGAACUUCAAGCUGAUGUUCCUGUUGAUGCUGGAGCUGGAGAUGUGGAGUGUGAUGUCUGUAAUGGAAGAAAAUACAAAGCUGUCAAGUCCUGUCUAGUGUGUCUGAACUCUUACUGUCAAAAUCACCUUGAACAACAUGAGAGUUUCUUUAAAGGUAAGAGACACAAUUUGAUGGAUGCCACUGGACGACUCCAAGAGAUAAUCUGCUCUCAACAUGGUCGACUGUUGGAGGUUUUCUGUCGCUCUGAUGAAAAGUGUAUUUGUCUGCUGUGUACGAUGGAUGAACAUAAAAACCAUGACACUGUAUCAGCUGCAGCAGAGAGGACAGAGAAACAGAAACACAUGAAAGAAAUCCAGAGAAAAUAUCAGCAGAGAAUCCAGAAGAGAGAGAGAGAUCUUCAGCGGCUGAGAGAGUCUGUGGCGUCUCAUCAGCGCUCUGCACAGACAGCAGUGGAGGACAGUGAGAGGAUCUUUACUGAGCUGAUGCGCUCCAUUGAGAGAAGUCGCACUGAGGUGAUACAGUUGAUCAGAGAUCAGGAGAAGGCUGCAGUGAGUCGAGAUGAAGGACUCUUGCAGCGACUGAAGAAGGAGAUCGCUGAUCUGAGGUGGAGAGACGCUGAGCUGGAGCAGCUUUCACACACAGAUGAUCACAUCCAUUUCCUGCAGUGUUUCCAGUCUAUCUCUGCAGCUCCAGAAUCUACAGGCAGAAUUACUGUCAGUUCCCCUCUCUCUGUUGAAGAUAUAAAACAAUCUGUCUGUCAGCUGAGAGACAAACUGGAGGAUUUCUGCAAAGUGAUAAAAAAGAUUUCUGUCAACAUGGAUCCGAUCAGAGAAAAGUUCCUACAAUAUUUCCAUCAGUUCACUCUGGAUCCAAACACAGUUAAUAAACACCUCCGUCUGUCAGAUGGGAACAGAGUGGUUUCUUACACUGACACAGUCCAGCAGUAUCCUGAUCAUCCAGACAGAUUUGAUUGGUUUCAAGUGUUGUGUAGAGAGAGUGUGUGUGGACGCUGUUAUUGGGAGACUGAGUGGAGUGGGCUUGUAGGUGUGUUUAUAUCAGUGUCAUAUAAGAGCAUCAGCAGGAAGGGAAGGAUGAAUGAGUGUGGAUUUGGAUAUAAUGAUCAGUCUUGGAGUUUGUUCUGUUCUCCCUCCAGUUACUCAUUCAUUCACAAUAGCAAACACACUGAACUCCCUGUACCCUCCAGCUUAUGCAGAAUAGGAGUGUAUGUGGAUAACAGUGCAGGAACUUUGUGCUUCUACAGUGUCUCUGACAGAAAGACCCUCAUCCACAGAGUCCAGACCACCUUCACUCAACCUCUAUAUCCUGGGUUUAGUGUUUAUAAAGGAUCUGUGAAACUCUGUGAUGUAACAAUAUAGAUUAUAUAGAGAUUGUAUCAGUAAUACAGUCAUACAGCUUUAAUCAGUAACAGUGAGUUUUGUCAAGUCUUUAUUUUCUCAUUAUUAAAUCUAUUUUAUAUCUAGACAAGGUAUCUACUGUUGUAAUAGUUGAGGUGUUAAAGUGAGAUACUAAUACUGUAAAUUAUGUAAAAUCCUCAUAUAGACACAAUCACACAACACAAAUUCUGGUGUUUAUUUAUGGUUUUGUAAUGAGUGAUUACACACUCAAAAUAAUUCACUCAAGCUAUUAAAGAGUGUGAAAAACAGUAAAGAAUGUGACGUCACAUUUAUUUUGAAUCAGAAUGUUGUCUCUAAUCUUGUCAAACCAGUGUUAUUAUAGUUAACAAAAACUGAAACUAAAACUAAAUAAAAAUAUUUUCGUAAUCUAGAAUAAAAAUAAAAAUGGAAACUAUUGGAAAAUCUGAAAUUAAACUAAAAUACUUUUUCGUAAAUUAAAAACGAACUAAAAUAAAAAUGAUCUCAAAUUAAUUUUCGUUUUAUAUAUACUAGGGUGAAUUUGGGCAAAGUGGGACACUUUUGAAAAUUUUUCCAUUUGUUGACACUUUUAAUGUGUAAAUGUAACUCCUUUUACAAUGUUCUUCUUGAAAUUACAGUCUACAGGAACUAUCAUGUUUUCAAGCUCAGUUACACAUAGAGUUUGCAGACUGCUGAUGUCAAGAUUUACCGUAAAAAAAGACUUCAGAAGACAUGGAUUAAUUUUAUGCUGUCUUUAUGUGCUUUUUGGAGCUGUGGCAGCAGGGGCGUGGUCAAGUGCCCUUCCUGAGAGAGAGAAGCGGUAAGGGCACUUACACCUGAGCUAAAUUAUGAUUAACACCUGUCACUAAUUACAGCGAGCAUGUGGAGAGCGGCAUAAAAAGAGGCACACCGCCAGCAGAGGAGAGAGAGAGAAUCGCGGUCCGGAAGCCUUUAUUGUGAAUCUAAAAGUUUGUGAAUCUAAAUGUUUGUGAAGCUGGCGUGUCGUGGCGCCCCUGAAAGCCAAUAAAAGCUCAUGUACCUGAGUUGAAGGAACCUGUUUUCUGGUGUCCUCCUUGACGUCCCUCCACAGUCACUUUACACAUAUUCUGUAAAUGUAUAAUGCCUGUAAUAUCAACCCUAACUGUAAUCAAAAGAGAUUUGAGACUGGACUCUUUUAACUCAAAUGCAAAAUUCAUAGUAGCAUCCUGACAACGACCCAUGACUGUAUCAUGCAUCAUACAAAUGACUCCUGAAUGUGUAAACACUGUUCUUCUUUCUUCAGAAUGUGAAAAUGAUUUCUGUAAUGCAUCAGCUUAAUGUGUUCUGUGUAGAUGUUGUUGUCUAGAAACUUUUUGUUAUUCUUAAUAUAUUUAAAUAUAUUUACUUUAGU